Messenger RNA from Jatropha curcas, 4019 nucleotides. Its product is annotated as calmodulin binding protein PICBP. The record is from RefSeq and is a predicted model, not a curated record. Gene Ontology annotation, molecular function: calmodulin binding. Lineage: Eukaryota; Viridiplantae; Streptophyta; Magnoliopsida; Malpighiales; Euphorbiaceae.
AUACUGGCAGAGCAGAAGCUUUGGAAUUUCUGAUUUUUGUGUCAUCUUCAAAAAUUUUCUUUCAUCUUUCUUCCAAAACCCAGAAUUCUCUCUUCUUGUUCCAUUCUUUGACAAUCAGAAAGAACAAAAAUUCUUCAGAAAAUGGUUCCUGUCAAGAUUGAAAAUGAAACAGAUUUUGAUCAUUCCUCAUCUUAUCAGGAUGAAGAAAUCAAGAACAAGAAAGUAACAGAGCCAAAGAAGAAAGUAAACAAGUUAUCAAUUAAGCUUACAAGAUUGCCAAGCUUGAAGGUAAGCACGAGACACGGAAGAAAUCAAUUUGAUGCAAAUGGAUCACCAAAUUAUACCAAGACCACUGCUUCUUCUGAUGCAAAGAAGGAGAUUUUGCAGAAAUCCGUCAAAAUUUUGACAAAGCGGUCUAGUUUUAAGCCUCAAAAGAGUUUGACAAGGCUGUCUAGCAUAAAACUCUGGAGAUCUUUGUCGAGAAAAUCUUCUGGGGGAACAGACCUCAAGAAGAAACUGAAGAAAUCGAGAUCAAUCAGGCUUGGAAAUAGAUCUUCCAUUGUUUUAUCUAAUAAUGCAGAUAAAAAAGGCUCAUCUGAUAAAACAGUGGCUUCGGGUAAUAAAUCUACAAAGGCAAUAAGAAGAAUGUCUUCUUUGAGACCUCUAAUGAUCUUACCAAGAACGACCAGUUUAAGAACCAAGAGGCCUUCCAUGAAGAAAUCAUCAAAACUGCUCGACUCAAGCAUACAGACAGCUACCUGUUCUUCGAUUCUUAAAGAUUCCAACUUUCCUGAUCAUCUUGAGCUCCAACCAGGAGGAAGUGAAUCUGAAGGAAUUUCAGUUCUGAAAGUUUGUCCAUAUAGUUACUGUUCACUUCAUGGCCAUCGCAAUGCACCCUUACCUCCAUUAAGACGCUUUAUAUCAAUGAGGCGACGCCAGUUAAAGACCCAGAAAAGCAUAAAAUUGGGAAGCCAAUCACUUCAAAGCAGAAAAAGUUCUAGUCAUUUAAGGAAAGGAAUGCAGGCAAAUAAAAUCACUUCGGGUAUUAAUGCAUCGAACGCUCAUAAGCAUGAUCCUAAUGUUGAUCAUCCUAAAUACAUUGAUGUGUAUGAAGGUGACCUGGAAUCGAUCAGCUCGGAGGCAAAUACUUCUACAGGUGUAUCUGAUGAUGUGUUUGAUGCGUCCAGAAGCUUAACCCCAGAUGUCUCUGUGGAAUCAAGUGCAAUCAAUAGUUCAGCCUCUUAUGGUUCUAUGUCUGAACUAUUAGAAGAACAAACUGCAGCCAAUGAAGAAAAGAAUGAAGAUUCUCUGCAGGAACAUCCCUUUUCAGUGGCAGAUUCUGAGAGUGAUUGUAAUGUUGUAGAAGAAAAAACACAAAUAGAAAAGCCGAAAAAUGUGGGAUUGUGGAACCUGAUAUAUCAGCAUAUGGUAUCAGGUAUUGCUGCAGAAGAUGAAAAGCUGCCCUGUCAUAAUAGAAUGGAUAAGAAAGAAGAAGAGGAGGAUGCCAAUGUGAACAGUUUUCCAGGGAUGAACAAGUCUGAUUCUUAUUCGGACUUUUCUGGAAUAGAUCAGAACAUGGGCCGGGAUGAUCACGACAAAGGCAACCAUAAGAUUCAGCUCUACAAGCGCAAUGCCAUUAAGUUGGUUCAGGAAGCAUUUGACAAAAUUCUCUCAGAAAUUCCAGAUCAGUCAUGUGAUGAUCAAUCAAUUAAUAGAAAUGGGCCAGAAGAAAGGAAAGCAGAAUCAAAGAGGGAAAGCAAGUCUAACCAGCAAACACCCAAGAGCUGGAGUAAUUUGAAAAAAAUAAUUAUCCUUAAGAGAUUUGUUAAGGCAUUGGAAAAGGUGAGGAACAUCAAUCCAAGGAAGCCACGGUAUCUACCAGUACAGCCUCAACCUGAAGCAGAAAAGGUUCAUCUACGCCAUCAGACCACAGGAGAGAGAAAAAAUUCUGCAGAAUGGAUGCUUGAUUAUGCACUUCAACAGGUUGUUUCUACACUAGCCCCUGCUCAGAAAACAAAAGUAGCUUUGCUUGUUCAAGCAUUUGAAACAGUUGUUCCAUUACCAGAAACUGAAACUAGUCCAAGCAUUAGCGUAGCAGCUUCUUCACAAGCAACUCCAGUUGACCGUACUUCUUCCUUAUAUCAAAAAGGUUCUGGAUAUGCGAAAGAAACAAAAUUUGGUAUAGUUCUUCGUAAAAUUUCAUCUUCCCACAUGAAUUCCAAGGAGGAACAAGACCAACUCCACAAUUCCUGCACAGCAGAAGAGCACAUCCCGGUGUCUUUUUCUAAGCUCAAUGAACCAAGUUCAGAAUCUGAUUGUACUCAUUCAGCAGUGAGUAGCUUUGCUUCUGAAACCACUGCCAUGGGCUUGAAGGAACAAUUUGGAGCUACAAAUCCUAGCAAUGGCGACCAAAAUUGCAUGGUCAAGGAUGAUGAACCCCAUUCUAUCAAUUACUCUUUACCGGAGCUUGGAGAACAAAACUUACAUGAUGAGCCUUUAUCAAUGUCAGCUGAUGUUGUAAGCAUUUCUCAUGAUGAAAGUCCGGUGAAUGGAGAAGUUCUUCAAGAAGUCACCAAAGAAGCAAGUCUGGUUUCUUUUUCAGGGGUUCAUGAUCAUGUUUUUGGAUUCAACAAUCAAAAGAUGGUGUCAAAUUGUGAAAUCAAUUCAACUGGUAAACAAUCAGAUGAACCCAAGAGCCAAAUCCAAGAGAAUUUAGCAGGAAUAAUUGCAGAUUGCAAUGUGGUUUCUUCAGUUGCUGCCUCUGAACAACUAGAAGAGUCAGCCACUCGGGGAGAAACAUUGCUUCGAAAUAAGUUCCUCCAAGCAUUCGCUCAACUAGAUGAAUCUAAGUCUGGUUCCACUGAACAAGCACAUGAAAAGCAGAAAAAUACGAGGCUUUGGUACUUAAUAUAUAAGCACAUGGUAUCAGGCAACACAAACCCGCUUGAUGAGAGGGCGGACAAUGAGGGACAAAGGAGUGAUGCCAACACAUCAUAUGAAAUGAACAAUGCUGAUUCUCCUCAAAGUUCUUCUGUCACAAAUCAGGAUAGAGAUAUGGAGAAUCAUGCAGCAGGCAACCAAAAAAUGGAAUUCCAGAAGAUUGAAGCCAUAAGAAUGGUUGAAGAAGCAAUUGAUGAAAUACCACUUCCAGAUGCUCAAGAUGACUCACCUGAUGAUCAAUCAGUCAACAGUGACGUAAUUCCAGACACGGAGCACCUUGAAAAGCAACCUGGCAAAGGAGGGGAAUUUUCCAUCUCAACAUCCACCUGCAGUACGGAAAAGAGCUAUGAAGAAUCCAACAGCACAAAAAUGGAGCAGAGAUCCACAAUGUGCCUAAAUUCUGAUGACAGUGCCACUACAGAAAAAGUAAAAAUAACAUUUGAGGGAAAUAGACCUGAACUUCCAGCACGAAAGAGCUGGAGCAAUCUGAAAAAGCUUAUCCUUCUUAAGAGAUUUGUCAAGGCAUUGGAAAAGGUUAAUGUUAAACCAUUCAAUCCUCAGAAGCCACGAUUCUUGCCCUUGGAUCCUGAGGAGGCAGCAGAAAAAGUUCAACUAAGGCAUCAAGACAUGGAAGACAGGAAAAAUGCUGAUGAAUGGAUGCUCGAUUAUGCACUUCAAAAUGUUGUUGCUAAACUAACUCCAGCUCGGAAAAGAAAAGUGCAGUUGCUUGUAGAAGCAUUUGAGACAGUCAUUCCGACUACUGAAAGUUGAAAGUAGUCAAAUACCAGUGCAUGUAUAGGUAUGGUGACAAGAAGCUAUCAUUUGUGGCAUUAUUAAAAAUUUCAGCAGAGUUCAUCAUUUCAUUUUGGAGAGUUGAAGUGAAGCAGAUAGAUGCAAGUGAAAGUUUCAAAGGAGAUGUAAAUAUACUUGUAGAUAGUGAUAGAAGUUCUGUAAUGAGUUUACGAAUCCUAUUAGGUUUAUUCUAUGCAUUAUUCAUUCUCAGAGAACCUCAGAUAAUAUAGAAAAUGUAAACAUAAAACUCCAUAUUUUAUAAUAGACAAUUCUUAUUUAUGUAUGUA